Betta splendens (Siamese fighting fish) is the source of this 6511-nucleotide messenger RNA. RefSeq lists its product as uncharacterized. NCBI's taxonomy places the organism in Eukaryota, Metazoa, Chordata, Actinopteri, Anabantiformes, Osphronemidae. The coding region runs from base 3569 to 4783 and encodes 404 amino acids. The transcript has 2 exons. The record is from RefSeq and is a predicted model, not a curated record.
CAUGCCGCACGCACGCAUGCAUGCACGCACACACGCACGCACAUACACCUAAUACAUGCGUAUGAGGUGAAAUCAGGGUCACAACCUAAUAGACACAAAGUAAAAGUUUCAAAAAUAAUGUCUGAACAUUCAGAAAAUGCUUUCUUUUGUCCAAUGUUACAUAUCUGUCUGCAAAGUUUUGUUGUGUCGUAAAUGAUUCAGAUCAUGUUUUCCUGCUCUUACUCAUCCUUUUUCAAAUUUGAUGCUUGUGUGGUACAAGCUUAGAAUAAUAGCAGACAAACCUAGAGCAGGUUUUACAGAUAAGUAGUCUUGGCAACGAAACCAGGAAACAAGUAGAACUGCAUUUACUGGACAAUAAAAGGAUCAAAAGAAUUAACUACAGAGUCAUGCUCCUGCCUGUAAUCAUUCCAGCACAUGAUAUUGUUCUUCAUACAAUAUUUAGAGUUAAAACCUUGAAACUGGCCUCUUGCAUCCUACAGGCUAAGAGCUAAUGUUAGCUUCCUUACAGUACUUUGUCACUGCUAGCUAGGAAAAAUGGAAAGCUAAAACAAAAAAACAGCCAUCUCUAUUAUACUACAGCAAAAAGCAACACAAAUACAUUUUGUACAUUAUUGUAAUUGUAACUAUCUUGUUUGUUAAGCACUUUAAAAACAAUUUAUCAAAGUUCUGUACAGAUAGAAACAUUAUAAUAUAAGCUGUUUGGUUUCCUGCCAGACGUCUCCUCCCGGUGUUUUUUCAUUCCCUCUUUUACUUAGAUUAGAUACACACGGUACUGCUACUACUACCACUACUGCUCUCACUGAGCUGAAUCAUGUGCGCUCACCUUGAGCGGAAGAAUACUACGGCCAAGUGCACACGGCACACAGCUUUGACCACAUGGCGCUACUAAAACCACUCGCUUUAAACUCUUAAACCUAUACGUUUCCCUGGCCGCAGGUCUGGUCUGCAGACCAGGUCACAGGAAAUUGGAGGGGGGAGGAACCCAAUCGCAAACUGAAAUUAACACUCUCACCUUCACACGCAAGCAUUUAAUUUGACAGCAACAGUGGAGAGGAAAAACUCCCUCUCUAACGAGGAAGAAACCUCCAGCAGAACCAGGCUGGAUGUGGGUGGCCAUCUGUCUCGACCGGUUGGGGUGAGGGAAGAGAGAGAGAGAAAAGCACAGCAACAACAACAAGCAACAACAGACCACAGGCAGGGAGGUUGGACCAGGGACUGGAUACAGGCAGGAUGGUUGGAUCCACAGCUGCCCAUCACAGACACCAAACUUUGAGUCCAAUGAUACCUGUAGGUGAGGACAGAGUGGAGGAGGGAGAGAGAGAGAGAGAGAGAGAGAGAGAGAGAGAGAGAGAGAGAGAGAGGGAGAGAAGCACAACUACUAGAGAGAAAGAGACAAGGUUAGUUAAACAUAGAACAAUGAUGGGAGGUUUUGGACAGAAGAGGGAGAAGGAAACAGAGCAGCUCAGUGUAUAAAUGAAGUCCCCCAGCAGUCUGGGUGGAUAGUUAGAGAUGGUUCAGUCACCUUAACCAUUUCUAACUAUAAGCUUCAUCAAAAAGGAAGGUUUUAAGCCUAGUCUUAAAGGUGGAGAGUGUGUCAGCUUCUCGAACCUGAAGAGGGAGCUGGUUCCAGAGGAGAAGAGCUUGGUAGCUAAUAGCUCUGCCUCCCGUUCUACAUUUAAACACUCUAGGAACCACAAGUAGCCCAGCGCUCCGAGAACGAAGUGUUCUGCUGGGAGCAUAAGAAACUAUGAGGUCUUAAAAAUAAGAAGGAGCUUUAUCAUUGAGUACUUUGUAGGUGAGUAGGAGAAUUUUAAAUUCUAUCCUAGAUUUUACAGGCAGCCAGUGCAGAGAAGCUAAUGUAGGAGAAAUGUGAUCUCUCUUUCUAAGUCCUGUCAGAACUCUGGCUGAAGCAUUUUGAAUAAGCUGUAGGCUUUUUAAGGAGCUGUUAGGACAUCCUAUGAGUAAGCAGUCAGUACAGUACAGUUGUCCAGCCUAGAGGUAACAAAUGCAUGGAUCAGUUUCUCUGCAUCGCUCUGAGAGAGGAUGCUUCUGAUUUUAACUAUAUUUCUAAGGUGGAAGUAGGCGGUUCUGGAGAUUUGUUUAAUGUAUGAUGUAAAAGAGAGAUCCUGGUCAAAGAUGACACUAAGGUGUCACGUUUCAUGUCACUUCCUGUUUUACUUUGAAAGGACUUCCUGUUCUCGUCUCAGCUGUUCACAUCCCGGUUCACGAUGCACACCUGACAAUAAUCUAGUAAUCAGACCCCGUACUUAAGCACCACCUCAGCCCACAGUCAGACGCCAGAUUGUUGAGUUUCCAAGACCACUUUCCAGCGUUCUCGUAUAGCUAACCUGUUGCAUGAUCCUGUUUGAACCUGACCACCAAUUGACCUGACCACCUACUCCUUGCCUGUACCUAAAUACCGAGCCAUUCUGUGUAUGUCCUGGACUGACUGACAACGUUGUGCAAUAAACUCUGAUUCCCUCCUCUAUACUCCUGUGCGCUGUGCAUUUGGGUCCUCCUCUGUGUGUUCUGACAGAACAAUCUGGCCAGACUUGGACCCAGCCAGCGCCAGCCUGCACCCAGGUCUGUUACGGUUUUUCUUUGUUUUUCCCUCUUUCUCUGUUCAUUCGGCUCCGCGCAUAACCACGCACCGGAGCGAUGGAGUUUUUUCCUACGAGCUUACCGGAGGACAUCCGCGGCGAUUUCCAGAGGUUAGCUAAGGAAUAUGCGGAAGCAGGCAGUCCCAAGGUCCGGCUCGGCGUUGUAAAUAUGGCCAUUGAAAUCCUGGAGGACGAGUUUUGGUGGCGUAAGUACCCCGGAGUCCAGGCACUCUUUGACGGGCUCCAGCUGAUGCGGAGGGAUUUGGUACGCGCGCUGCGCGCACCGUCUGCCCGUGUCUCUGCAGCUGUUCCUGCCGCCGCUCCGGUGGUUCACGUUUCCGUUCCUGCCGCCAAUCCAGCGGAUCAUGUUCACGUUCCUGUCACCGCUCCGGCGACUCCAGCCCAAACUCCCAACGCCGCCGCCUCCGUUCGCCAUUCGGACCCAGCUGCAGAGACCCAGCCCCCGCCGCUCUCAGCGCCUCAGACGACGGUCAGCCGUUGCAGACGACGUCGGCAAGGGCACGGUUCCGGGGUCCAGGGCCCAGAGACCUCGGUCGCGGUGGCCGAGCAGCUCUCCUCUCCGGCAGAGGAUUCCCUCGGUUCACCUACUUACUGUGUCAUGUCAAUUGCAGGCAUCCCCGAUAGCGUCGCACAGCGGAUCGACCUCCUCUGUUCUCCCCCGGUUGCGUUCCUCUUUUCCCACCUAAUGGACAAUGCUGAUUCGACAGCAGACCAGGGCACGAGGGAACAACUAUUUGAGGAGGCGGCUGCCCUCAUCCUGAGGGAACCUGCCCUGCGUGCGGCCCUGCAACUCCCAGGCCUGCAGCCCUGCCACGCUCAGGUUCCAGUGCAGCCCUGCCACGCUCAGGUUCCAGUGCAGCCCUGCCACGUUCAGGUUCCAGUGCAGCCCUGCCUUGUCAGGUUCCAGUGCAACCCUGUAACGCUCAGGCCCCAGCCCUAGUUCAGUCAUGCUCUGCUCAGGCUCCAGCCCCAGUUCAAUCGUGCUCUGCUCAGGCUCUAGCCCCAGUUCAGUCGAGCUCCGUUCAGGCUCUAGCCCCAGUUCAGUCGAGCCAUGUCCAGGUCCCAGCCCAGUCGAGUCAGGCCCAGGCUCCAGCUCAGCCUUGUCGCAUCCAGAGUCCAGCUCAGUCCGGUCACGUUCCAGUCCAGUCGAGUCACGUUCCAGUCCAGUCGAGUCAAGUCCAGGUCCCAGUCCAGUCGAGUCAAGUCCAGGUCCCAGUCCGGUCGAGUCACCUCCAGGUCCCAGUCCAGUCGAGUCACGUCCAGGUCCCAGUCCAGUCGAUUCACGUCCGGGUCCCAGUCCAGUCGAGUCACGUUCGGGUUCCAGUCCAGUCAAGUCACGUCCGGGUCCCAGUUCAGUCGAGUCAUGUCCGGGUCCCAGUCCAGUCGAGUCACGUUCGGGUUCUAGUUGCUCUAGUGCAUCGGUUCCUGGCGGCUCGGCUCCGGCCGCACCUGCAUUGGUUCCUGGGGGCUCGGCUCCGGCUGCACCGGCACCGGUUCCUGGCGGCUCGGCUCCGGCCCCACCGGCAUCGGUUCCCGGCGGCUCGGCUCCGGCCGCACCUGCAUCAGUUCCUGGCGGUUCCAGGAGGAGGUCGCGCCGGCUGCAGUCUCUGCUGCAGCUCCCGCCGACCUCCAGGAGGAGGCCGCGCCUGCAUCGGUUCCUGGCAGCUCGGCUCCGGCCUCAUCUGCAUCGGUUCCUGGCAGCUCGGCUCCGGCCUCAUCUUCAUCGGUUCCUGGUGGUCCGCCGCCGGCCACAUCAGCAUCGGUUCCUGGUGGACCGGCGCCGACCGCAUCUACAUCGGUUCCUGGUGGUCCGGCGCCGACCACGUCUCCACGUCUGUCCUCGUCUCUGGUUGCGGCCUCGCCUCCACGUCUGUCCUCGUCUCUGGAUCCAGCCUCGCCUCCACGUCUGUCCUCGUCUCUGGUUCCGGCCUCGCCUCCACGUCUGUCCUCGUUUCUGGUUCGACUGCCGGACUGGUGGCCUCGCCCUCGUCACCUCCUGCCGGUUGGGUGGCGCUGCCUCCUGCGGCGACGUCCGCCUCGGCUCUGCCGUCAUCGGGGCCGCUCGCCUGGGGAACGUCCCCUCCUGCCACGACGAUGGCGCGGCCUCUGCCGUCUACGUCCACCGCGACUCUGAGGUCCUCGGAUCACCUCUGUCGGGAUGAGGAUGGAUUUGGCUCCGCUCCCGGACUCCGCCAGCCUGGCUCGUGGGCAUGGGGAGUGCCGUCUCGGCCUGGCGGCCGCGCAGCCUGCCCUCUCCUCACCUCCAUCCCUCGUGAAUGGACAGUCUGGACCUUUUUUUUUGGACCAUUUUUUUUUAUGUCAUACGGACUCAUCAUGGACUCCUAUUCCUGCCCUGUCUCACAUCGUUGUUGUUUCUGUUUUGUGAUACACCCUGUCUGUACCUACGCCUGGAGAUUCUGGUAUCGUUCCCGACUGUCUGACCACGUCUUUGCCUAGCCCUAGUCUGCACCUCUGCCGAGCUCACCUGUGUACCGAACCCUGCAUGUUUACUGGACCUGAUCUUGCCUACUCCUUGCCUGUACCUAAAUACCGAGCCAUUCUGUGUAUGACCUGGACUGACUGACAACGUUGUGCAAUAAACUCUGAUUCCCUCCUCUAUACUCCUGUGCGCUGUGCAUUUGGGUCCUCCUCCGUGUGUUCUGACACAAGGUUCCUCACAGUAGAAUCUGAAGCUAAUGUUAUGCCAUCCAGGGUGGCUAUCUGACUCAAUAGUGUCUCUCUCUGAUUUUUGGCCCAACAAAAAUUUUUAUCUGAAUUUAGUUGAAGGACAUCCGCCAUUUCCCCCCUCUCACUCACCACGAACAGACGAACAUGGCAGCACACAUGUCCUCUCACAGAAGGUGUUCAGUUCUUGGGUGUUCUUACUAACACCAAAGUCUAUUCACUUUACCAAGGGAUCAACAAGUGAGGACUUUGUGGGUCACUUUUAUUUUAAACGGACUGCUGACAGAAACACUGCCUCAGCAUUUAUACGUAUGUGCAUUUCAAACGAGGGUGCGUACAAUGCUGGAUUUGUUUCACGGCUCCUGUUGGAAAAAAAAGGAUCUAUUCCUACAGUCCGUCAUUCACUCACUGAAGUAAGUACAUGCUUGAUAUUUAUAAUGUUUUAAAAUGUUAAUUUGUCUGUUUAAAAUGUAGUAACCUAUGUGUGAGGCAAGUUAGUAGCUAGCUAUGCUAACGGCUACAGCCAGUCGACCGAGCCUUUGUCCUUUUCAAAUGUGCUACUCUGAGUUGGCGCAGUCACACACCUGUGUGGGGAACAGCUAAUAGCUAUGGGCCUAUGGGGUCAGUUACCUAUAGCUUGUACCAUAGCCAUUAUAUUUGUAGGACCAAUACAAUUUACAAUAAAUUUAACAUUGUCUUUUCUAUACUGUAGGGAGGCACAUCCUAGUUACCUACAUGCAAGGAGGCUGUCAAACAGAGAAAUCACUGCAGACUGUUGGUACACAGACAUCUGCUGCCCAGCUCAGGAGUGAAGUACCUUUUUGUUUUGAUGAGGUGAUGGUGUGGACAGCCGCAGCUUCCAUCUGGUAGAGGACUGCUUCCGCUCAGUCUUCCAAAUAGUGAUGAGAACAAGGAUCACCACAUCUCCCUGGUCAUCUGUUUACAACUAUACCUGUUCUGCUGGAGAAACAAAUCUCCAACAUAGCCAAGUGUACCCUCUACCCAGGACAUGGACUGUUUACCCUACUUCCAUCAAGCAUUUAAUAUGCAAGGCCAUGCAAAAGCUUCUGUCCUCAAACCCCCAGACUUCUUAAUUUACUCAGUAACCUAUACAUUGCACAUUGGAGUGUGAAGAUAACAGUUUGUUCUAGCUUUGGAGUAGUGGUGCAUUUUUUGGUUGACAAUAAAGUUGGCUUUAACUAUUA